Messenger RNA from Penaeus indicus, 1892 nucleotides. It is a transcript of the gene IFT43, whose product is annotated as intraflagellar transport protein 43 homolog. The record is from RefSeq and is a predicted model, not a curated record. Bases 140 to 739 code for a protein of 199 amino acids. Gene Ontology annotation, cellular component: intraciliary transport particle A; cilium. Gene Ontology annotation, biological process: intraciliary retrograde transport. NCBI's taxonomy places the organism in Eukaryota, Metazoa, Arthropoda, Malacostraca, Decapoda, Penaeidae. The transcript is spliced from 7 exons.
UCGCUACGGCAGAUGUAAACAAACAAAUUCCAGACGUGUUUUUGGGAACUCGGCUUCAGCGUCCUGGAUAAGAAGUAGUAGCCCUUGACAGAGUAAAAUCUCCUGCGCUUUUUCGUAAUUUCAAAGAACGCCACGAGAAAUGGAUUCAUUGGAAUUCAGUCUUUCUCCUGUUAACAAAAAGGCUUCUCCACGAAAGGGUAGAAGAGCAGCAGGAAACUCAGGGCCAGACUCCUUAGGUGUUUCAGAUGACUUAUUUGCUUCUCCAGUGACAAGUAAUGCAGCAUCACCACAGCAUGUGCCUCCAACUUCAGGACCUCCAGCAGGAAGACGAGCAGGGGGCUGGGCAAGCUCUGCUAAAACAGGAGACUUUGGGCCUCCUCAGGAGGACAAGAGAUUUCAACAAGAUUCAGACUCAGACACAGAUAUACCAAUUAUUCCUGAUCUGGAUGAAGUCGUAGAGGAAGAUUUUACCCAACAGAUUGCCCAGGCACCAAGUGUGGCUGUCAACCGAGUUGCAACAUACAAGGAGCUAGAUUCAGACUUGUUGCGUCAUGCAGCCUUUUCAACUCUUGAUGACAUUGACCUGAGACAGUUAACCAACUGCCUGUCAAAUGAGUCAGAUAUCAGAGAGCCUGACGUUGUGUGGAAGUGGGACACAAUCUUCACCGAAGUGUCAUCUGAGCUGCGAAACGAGUGGGAUCCAAGUGAUGACUCGGGAGAGAGAGAGAAAACACCCUAAUUAUUGUAUUCCUUGGUCCCUUUGAUUGGUUGAUUGAUUUUUUUUUUUUUUUAAUUCUUUUUUAUUUAUUCAUUUAUUUUUUUUGGCCAUUCACUUAUUAUUGUAAUAGUAAGUGAUUGCAUAUUUUUGCUUUCAUCAUCAUCUUCUUUUCUUAUUUCUUCUUUCUUUGUUCACUGUGAUUUGAUAUUUCUGCUGUUUAUUCACAGUCCUAUAGCUUUAGAAUCCAUGAUUUUGUUUCCAAGGCAGCUAUACUGAUAUAUGAAAUCAUGUUGAAUUUUGGUGCAGAAUCCUGUUAUUUAUCCGUCCAGUUGUAAUUUCAAAAGUAUUUAUAUUAUGGAUUGAUUAAGAAAAAAGUAUAACAUUUUUAUGUUUGUCUUGGACUUGCCAGGAAGUAAUUCUUUUACUUUGAAAAGUAUAGAUGGAAAAAAAAAAAAAUCUAUUUUCAUUAGUCAGAGAAUCAAUAAAUGAUACAGUGAUAGUAAUUUUAGGUAGUACUGAUACAUAAUUGUAAUACACAUAAUACAUGUGAUGCAAUAAUACAGUUUCAUGUCUAUACAGAUGUGUCACUUCCGUCCCUGACAAAGACAUAAACAACUCAGUACCUUGAGAAGUAAAUGUUUGAUGGCAUGUCAGGAAGAACAGGUAUACAUUAUACCAUCUUAGAGAGAAACCCCAAUACAUCUGAAAACUUUACUUGAAUUUCCGAGCCAAUUCCUUCAAGUGCCUAUGGAGUUUGUCUGUAAAACUUUGCUAUCAUUACCCUGAUAUGAAUAUACAGGUAAUUCAUACUUAGCAUGUAUGAUACCAGUUGGAAAAUAUCCUUGUCAUGUAAUUAAUAAUACUUACAUGUUUUGAGGGGUACAGAUUUACAAUUUUGUCAGGGAGUGUAGUUAUACACAUGUGGUGCCAUAUUGGAUAGUGCGCUAAUACAUAAUAUUAUAUUAUUUAAUUAUUUUUGUCAGAGAUUACAGUAUUAGGUACUAAUCAUGUUACAAGUAUAGUGAGUUAAUUCCCAUUCCAUUAUCAGGACCCUAGAUGCAAAUGAGAAAAUUAAACUGCUGUAGGCAUGAAUUUAAUACAGCUUGAGUGUAUGUGUUUAUCUAUCUAUAUCCAUUUAUCUAUAUGUCUAUAUAAGUCUCUAUAUAGACCUUUU